AUGCGUCUCACAGGAGCAACCAACCUGCUGGCAGCCCUGCUGUGCGCUACUUCUGCCAUCGCCGCAACCACCACAGACUCCCUCCGCACCACCGACGUCUUCGCCUGGCCCUCAUCAGCAUCAUCACCGCUCCCCUUCGCCAAAGUUUCCUACUCCUGGCCCGCCCUCAAUGCCACAGUAGACUCAUAUACUGCACCGGUAGCCCAAUCAGAUGAGCCCGUACGAGUAGGCGUCCACCGCGCCGGUGACUGGGUCGGCGUAUCAACUUCAGGAGCCAAUUUCCAUGCGACAAAGAAGCCUUCCCUACGCCUGUACGUCGAUUCGACCGGAGAUGUCUGGCAUGUUGGCUUCAGCACCGCAACUGCAAAGUCUACCGAUAGCACGCUCGCAGUCGAGAUUGUGCCGCUGCGUCAGGGACCACAAGUCGCCUUUGAUAAGCCCAUCGUCGUGAACCAACAAGGAGAAUCCGAAGAGAAAGAACCCGAGAAGUCCUUCUUGCAANAAGUCAGUCUCCCCUUGCUAUGUAGCCUCUUGAGAACUUCCUGCUAA
This is a messenger RNA of Aureobasidium vineae, 549 nucleotides long. The record is from the annotation of a GenBank genome assembly. NCBI's taxonomy places the organism in Eukaryota, Fungi, Ascomycota, Dothideomycetes, Dothideales, Saccotheciaceae.